AUGAAGGCCUCUCUUAAUAGAUAUUCGAUUAUUGUAGUUGUUUCUCUGGCAGCUAUUCUUGCUCUAGUACAUACAAGCGAAGCAACUUGUGCAAACAAGGCUGUCUAUGAUUCUUGCAGUAAUACGGGAAAUUCCCAACUAAGCGCCUGUUAUGCCAAACCUAAUGACUUUAUUUGCCAGUGUGCUGCUAUGAAAGGUAUCUGUCAAAAAAAUGAUCGAGACAUUACUGAUCAAGGAAAUUCCUAUGAGGUGUGUUUUAUAGUAGGUGCCUCAACAGAAAUCAAGCAGACUUAUUACGUAGAUAAAAUCUGCUUGAUUUCUAUUGACGCAGCACCUGCUCCGACGCAACCAGAAAAGGCUCCCAGUUCAACCCCAACGAACCAAGCGAAUCCUCCCGCUCCAAAUGGACCACCGCCAUCAUCUCCUAAUAACCCUGCACAAACUAGCACAUCUGAUAAAAAAUCUUUUGCUAAUCCCAAUAACGAUGGGCGACAGAUUUUCUUUGCGAUUAUUCUGUCGAUAGCGGCUCUUAUCAUGGCGUUUUAA
Molecule: messenger RNA, 546 nt
Organism: Racocetra fulgida
Lineage: Eukaryota; Fungi; Glomeromycota; Glomeromycetes; Diversisporales; Gigasporaceae
Source: the annotation of a GenBank genome assembly